AUGAAGUUCCUGCUCCGCCUGUCGCUAGCAACCCUCCUGGUAGCAUCCAGCCUCGCCGCCUCCAACACCCCUCCAUCCCUCAAGGCCACAGGAAACCCUGUCCAAGAUUUUAUCAAUGACCCCCAAAUCCAAGCCAUAGCCCCACACCUCGUCCAACUCCUCCCCUCUUCUGCCUCCUACCCCUACAACCAAGACGGCACCCCUCUCUCCUCUUCCCCAAUCGCAGACACCAAGAUCCCCCUGCUCAACGACAUAAUCGAGAUCGUCUCCAUGACCAUCUUUAACGCCAAAACCGCCGACUGGUCCCGACUCGAGGCUGCAAAGCUCCAGGCCAUCCAACAGCAUGGUGAGGAGGCUGUUAAUAUGUCGGGGGACUUGAAUGCAAUGGAUAUGCACCGUGCGGCGGUGAUUGUCAAGACGAUUUAUGAUACCGUGAUUCAUAUCCCGGCGACGAACAAGGAGACAUAUGCAGCGAGGGCUGAGGAUUCAAGGACGAAGAAGUCGGGUGGAUCUUUCUGGGAUUUCCUUGGGUUCGGACUUGUGAAGUCAUCGGAGGCGGUGCAGGGUGUGAAGUCGUUGGUGAGCCCGGAGAGUUAUGGAUGUGAGACAGAUGAUGUGGCGUAUCUCCGCGGGGUGAACGAAGUUGUCUACUACUCUUCAUUGACCGACGGACUCGCAGGAGGAACACUCGCCGCCGCGCCUGCUAAUUCAGCAGUCAAGUCCCUAGGUCUCGGCACGAUCAUCGCCUCAGUGGGCAAGCUCGCCAUAGAACUCCACAUGGCGCAAGCCGUCGCCCGGCUGGCAGACCUAAACCCCGCCGACGACGCCGUCCGGGCCAUGAUAUACUUAGCCCUUGAAGCCUCCUCCGCACACGACGAGUCGGCACAAACAGCGCGGGACCUAUUCAACAUCAAUCGUCGGAGCCUCCUAUCCCGCGUCCCCUUUGGGGCCCUUAAGUCCCUCGAAGACGCCAGCGCAUUAGCAUUGAUGACCCGGGGCGCAGGAAAAGGAGGCAGUGGAGGUCCAAGACUGUUUUCAGGAAUCCCGGUGUUGCGGAAUCUGUUUACGUUCAGUAGUGAUGUGUUGAGCGCGAAUUCGUUGGGAGAGGUUGUCAAGUUUGUGUUCUGUCCCGAGACGGAUGCUCUUAAGCAGCCUAUUGUUGGUAGUGGUACAGGGCAGCAGAGGAUGCAGCAUGAUCAGCAGGAGGAAAAGGAGCAGGGUCAAGGACAGGAUCAUGAGCAGAAGGUGUUGAAAAUUUCGAAGCGGUCGUUGAGACGUGAGGAGGCUAUCAAGAACGCCAAGCUUCUUGCCAAGCAGCAAGCAGAGUCUGCUCAGGACAAGGAGUUGUAG
Linnemannia hyalina is the source of this 1350-nucleotide messenger RNA. NCBI's taxonomy places the organism in Eukaryota, Fungi, Mortierellomycota, Mortierellomycetes, Mortierellales, Mortierellaceae. The record is from the annotation of a GenBank genome assembly.